AUGGCCCUUGGGCAUGUGGCUGCCCGUACAUACCAUGCUGCUGCGAGUGGAAACACCAGGCAUAGCCCUUGGUCGUGUGGCUGCCGUAUAUACCAUGCUGCUGCGAGUGGAAACACCAGACAUGGCCCUUGGUCGUGUGGCUGCCCGUACAUACCAUGCUGCUGCGAG
Molecule: messenger RNA, 168 nt
Organism: Volvox carteri f. nagariensis
Lineage: Eukaryota; Viridiplantae; Chlorophyta; Chlorophyceae; Chlamydomonadales; Volvocaceae
Exons: 1
Source: RefSeq, a predicted model, not a curated record